Messenger RNA from Striga hermonthica, 588 nucleotides. The record is from the annotation of a GenBank genome assembly. NCBI's taxonomy places the organism in Eukaryota, Viridiplantae, Streptophyta, Magnoliopsida, Lamiales, Orobanchaceae.
AUGGAGGAAAUGGUGAUAUGGGCAAGGAAGAAAACAGGUUCUCCGGUUAUUAGAAUAAACUCGGUUGAUGAGGCAAAUGGAUUUCUCAAGCAGCACUCUAAGUAUGCAAUUGGGAUCUUUGAUAAAUUUGAGGGACCUGAGUAUGGAGAGUUCAAAAAAGCUGCAACAACAGAUGAUGAAAUUCAAUUUGUUGAGACAAACAGCAAAGAAGUAGCUGAAGUUUUGUACCAUGUUGGGAAGCUCGACAAACCAUUUUUUGGUCUUGCUAAAAGCGAACCAGAAAAAUACCCGCCAUUAGAUGGAAACUUGACAUCAGACAGAAUAUUGCAAUUUUUGGAGAAUAAUAAGUUCCCAUUAGUUAACGUAAUGACUGAGCUCAAAUCUGCUAAAGUAUUCUCCAGCACAAAUAAACGGCAGGUGUAUGUUUUUGCUGAGGCUGAUGACUUGAAGAAGCUUACCGAGUCAUUACAGGAAGUUGCCAAGAAGUUCAAGUCUGAGGUUAGAAGCUAUGUCUCGGGUGUCAGAAUUGCAGGAUUGCACUAUGUUGCAUGUAAGACUUUCUUUUUUCCCGUGCUUUUUUUUUUUUAA